Molecule: messenger RNA, 2425 nt
Organism: Pieris napi
Lineage: Eukaryota; Metazoa; Arthropoda; Insecta; Lepidoptera; Pieridae
Gene: Pex14
Product: peroxisomal membrane protein PEX14
Exons: 5
Coding region: 315-1055 (246 amino acids)
Biological process (GO): protein import into peroxisome matrix, docking
Cellular component (GO): peroxisomal importomer complex; peroxisomal membrane
Molecular function (GO): signaling receptor binding
Source: RefSeq, a predicted model, not a curated record
CUGUUAACACUUAACUGACAGACGAUCGACAGACAACAAUCACAGAAUUGAAUUGAAACAAUUAAAAUUUAUAAUAUUUUUCCACAUUUUUAAAACGUUACUCUUCCUUGUCAAGGCAAACUCUAAUAUUUUAAUUAUUUAGUUUUAAAUCGGUAAUAGGUUUGUUCAACCUUUUUUGAUAAGUUAAUAAGUUGCCAUUGCUUUUUUCAACCAAAAUCUUACCUACUUGUUAUACGGUCCUCGAGUGAUAAUUAAUUGUAUCAAUAUUCAAAUUAGCUUCAUUUUGGAAUUAUCUAUUGGGUAAUUUCUUUAUAAUGACUUCGGAAGUAUUGGCGAGUGGUGGAAGUGAAAUUCGGGAGAAUUUGUUUCAGGUCACAACAGCUGUAAAGUUCCUCUCAAAUCCAAAUGUACAAAGAUGCACAAUGGAAAGCAAAGAACGUUUUCUUCGAGCUAAGGGCCUAACUGAUUUGGAAAUAAAGAGAGCUAUAGAGAAUUGUGGUGAUUUAGUAGACAUGUCAAAUUUUACAUCAGAGCUGCGUUUUUUUCAAAAUUCACAACAUUCUUGGUUUAAAGAAAAAAUAUUACCAUUAAUUAUUUAUGGAGGAUUUGCUUAUGGAUGCUACUGGUUUUACAAGAACUGCAUUAAACAAUUACUAUUCAUAGAACAACCAAAGCGUAAGUCCACGUCGGAAUGUAUAGAUGAAUUACGUAAAUCUUUAGAUAUAAUGAAUGCGAGUAUCACCUCACUUCGGGGUGAGAUGCAGGCGACCGUACAACAGAAUGCAAUGCGGUCACAGCUCGAUAAUUUAAAAGAUGAUAUUGCGUCAGUCAAGGGCAUCUUGUUGAGCAGGAACCAAUUCCCUUCACUGAAGAGAACUGAACCGCCAUCCAUCCCGGCGUGGCAGCGCCAAUCGGAAGAGGCAUCAACCGUUGAGCCAGAAGAAAAGAAGCCGCACAGGACUCGAAGCCAAAGAUCUGAGUCCGGCGGCUCUAACUCAAGCGAGGGUGAACAGGCUACUAAAAAUAGUGAUAGCAGUCUUGAGAUCAUAUCGUGAAGACAUCUCCAAAGUUACUCUAAACAAACUUUUUGUGUGUGUUAACAAAUUUAGUUAAUUUUUAUAUUCAUGUUAUUAAAGUUUUAAUUUUAUGGUCUAACUGAUUCUCUGCGAUGUCGUCUGCGUAGGAUUAAAAAAUACUCUUGACUCUCUACAUAUCAUAAUCUUCAAAUAUUUUUUUUUUGUCACAUAUAAAGUUUCAAAACAUUGAGGUAGGGGUUUAUACAUAAGAGUGUUAGUGUGUCAAUGAUUCCUAUCAAAGCUAAGAAUGGAUGUCAAAAAUUGUAGACUAAAAUUACAUAUUUAACCAUACAAAGCUGACUAUGAUGUGUGAACUGUGAAGACACUAAAAAAUUGCUCAAAAUAAUGACAUUCCUCUUUGCAUUUAUGUCCAUAACUUUUAUUUGUCAUUACAUUGAAUUAUCACGAUUUGUGUUAAGGUGCACAACAUUUGAGGUAAUUUGAUGUUCGACGAUCAUUGUAACUUUCAUUUGUUAUCGAAAUACUUUCGAAAACGUAUUCUCGCUUGAUUAUGAUUGUAGUAUUCCACCGACAAAUUUUCAACUUGUCUUUUAAAAUCCAUCACCAUAAACGUACCAUUAUUUCGUAUUUUGUUUUUAAUUGUCGCCGUAUGGUUACCACUCACAAAGUAAGCCAUUUUACCAUAGACUUUGAAGAACUUCUACUAUAUGAACCCUAUGGAAGGAAAAUAUUUCAGUGUAUGAUGGCUAAGGGUAAAUAGUUGGGACUAUAAAAUGUGUUGCAAUACUAAACUAUAUUUUUACAUCUAUAAAACUUAUGAGAUAUAUAUUUUCUUUUACACGCCGGGUUGGUUUUGCUAAAAAUCAAAAACUACACCUGGUGAUAUAAAUAUUAGUUAUAUUUGUUGUUUUAUAUAGCAAUUUAUCUUAGACUUAGAAAUGGCGAAUUAGUUAUAGAUAUACCUAUGUACAAAUUAUCUUAGUGAUAAAACUUGCCGAUUAUGAGCAAUCAAGUCCUAAGAGUCAUAACGCAAAUUGACCAUGAAUAUGUCUGUAUGGUAGCAUUCUCUGUACCAUAAAUAAUAGAUAUAGUUAUUGAUAAACAUAACAAUAUUUUAUAAAAGCUUUCAAAAGUAUAGGUCAUUUUGUUUCUGGUUCAUACAUAGUGAUUUUACAAAGCGUUGAAUGUAGUAUCUGUACGACAAUCUGCGAGUAUUUGAGAGAAUCUGGUGGGAUAUCUUUUGUGGUGAGGUUAAUGGAAAAUCUUAAUUCUUAAAUGUUGCGUACUAUGCGUUUUUAAAUGUGAAUAUGAAUGUAAAUAAUGUACUAUACCGCUGUAACAUUAGUUUAAUAGUUUGGGUGAUAAAUAAACCAAUGAUUGUCUUGCUA